AUGUCUACCACCUGUAAUGCCCGUUCUGACUUAGAUGCGCUUGAGGAGGAGAUUGUAAACAAAUUUCGACACGAUGACCAUCUUCUAUGGACCGAAAUGGUACCCGAUCCGCUGGGCACCCCCAGUCGACUCGAGAAAGGCAUUUUACCUCGCCGACAGAUCGAUGCGUCGGCUCAAGAAUACCUAGCAGCAGCGAGACGAUCCUUGAUUGAAAUAAUUAGAAAUGAAGCAAACUCGGAGGAGUGGCAACAAAGAAACUGGAACGCCUUUCGCCGUCUAUUGAAGAUACAAAGUGGUAUCGAUCUUGAGGAGGUUUGUGAGAGUCUGCAGGAGGAGAACCAGCUUUCACGACCAGGCUCGAAUAUGGAGAAUUACUCCGAGCUGUCCGCAAAGGAAGUACCAGGCAUGGAUGUGGAACAAGGAGACAGCACGGGUGCAUCUGACAAGGUCGACUUUGAAGGUCAACACAAACAAACCACACAAGACAAGCAAGUUUCGAAUGUUUCAUUAGUACAGUCACGUAUCCAACAGCAGCUCCUCAACUUGUUUGCAGAUUCAGCCCAGAAAGACAAUGGCGAAACCUUUGAUGAGCACAGCAAGAGAGCAAGAGAAGCUCUUGAGUUAUUGCGUCGUGAGGAAGGUUAG
Lithohypha guttulata is the source of this 645-nucleotide messenger RNA. RefSeq lists its product as uncharacterized. The transcript has a single exon. NCBI's taxonomy places the organism in Eukaryota, Fungi, Ascomycota, Eurotiomycetes, Chaetothyriales, Trichomeriaceae. The record is from RefSeq and is a predicted model, not a curated record. Bases 1 to 645 code for a protein of 214 amino acids.